AGAGGGGGCGGGAUUUCCUGUAACCAGCCAGAGCGCCUUGUGGCUACGGCUCACAUACCUAUUUCCUCCCAAAUCCAGAUCAUCACCCAGGAUGGCGGAGGUAGAGGCCCAGGGUCACCUGUGGCUGGAGAGCCCUCCUGGGGGAGCGCCUCCUAUCUUCCUUCCCUCGGACGGGCAAACCCUGGUCUUGGGCCGGGGACCCCUGACCCAGGUCACGGACCGGAAGUGCUCCAGGAACCAAGUGGAGCUGGUUGCAGACCCUGAGACUCGGACGGUAGCAGUGAAACAGCUGGGCGUUAACCCUUCUACUGCUGGGACUCAGGAGCUGAAGCCCGGUUUGGAGGGCUCUCUAGGGGUGGGGGACACACUGUAUUUGGUCAAUGGCCUGCACCCACUGACCCUGCGCUGGGAAGAGACCCCUACACCAGGAUCCCAGCCAGACAUUCCACCUGGCACCCCUCUGGUGACUCCAGACAAGGAGAGGAAGGAGGAGGAGGAGGAGGAUGCUGAGCCCCAGAAAAAGAGGAUGCGGAAGUCAUCUCCUGGCUGGGAGAACUUGGAGAAGCUGCUGGUGUUCGUAGCCCCUGGGGUGAAGCCCCGGGGCAAGGUGGCUGCCUUUGAUCUGGAUGGGACCCUAAUCACCACCCGCUCUGGGAAGGUCUUCCCCACGGGCCCCAGUGACUGGAGGAUCUCAUACCCAGAGGUUCCCAGGAGGCUCCAGCAGCUGGAUACCCAGGGCUACAAGCUGGUGAUCUUCACGAACCAGAUGGCCAUUGGCCGAGGGAAGCUGCGAGCAGAGGAUUUCAAGGCCAAGGUGGAGGCUGUGGUAGAAAAGCUGGGGGUCCCCUUGCAGGUACUGGUGUCCACGCAUGCGGGCCUGUGCCGGAAGCCGCUGACGGGCAUGUGGGAGCAUCUGCAGGAGCAGGCCAACGAGGGCAUGCCCAUCUCCCUCGGCGACAGCAUCUUCGUGGGAGAUGCCGCGGGCCGCCCGGCCAACUGGGCACCUGGGCGGAAGAAGAAAGACUUCUCUUGUGCCGACCGCCUGUUUGCCCUCAACCUUGGCCUGCCCUUUGCCACGCCUGAAGAGUUCUUCCUCAAGUGGCCAGUGGCCCGAUUCGAGCUCCCGGCUUUCGACCCGAGGACCGUCUCCCGCGCAGGGCCGCUCUGCCUACCCGAGACUAGCUCCCUGCUGAACUCAGACCCAGAAGUGGUCGUCGCCGUGGGAUUCCCCGGGGCCGGCAAGUCCACAUUCCUCAAGGAGCACCUGGUGUCCGCCGGCUACGUGCACGUCAACAGGGACACGCUGGGCUCGUGGCAGCGCUGCGUGAGCGCGUGUGAGGCGGCUCUGAAGCAGGGGAAACGGGUGGCCAUCGACAACACAAACCCAGACGCUGCGAGCCGGGCCAGGUACAUCCAGUGCGCCAGAGACGCGGGUGCGCCCUGCCGCUGCUUCCUCUUUGCAGCCACACUGGAGCAGGCGCGCCACAACAACCGGUUCCGCGAGCUGACCGGUUCCUCUCACGCACCCGUGUCCGACGUGGUCAUGUUCGGCUACAGGAAGCAGUUCGAGGCCCCGGCGCUCGCCGAAGGCUUCUCUGAGAUCCUGAAGAUCCCGUUCCGGCUGCAGUUGGAGCCGCCGUUGGAGAGGCUGUACCGCCAGUUCUCCGAGGGCUGAGCCGCAGCCCGGUCCCCGUCCCUGCCCCGUGCCCUACACAAUAAAUGCUGUUUUCUGCAA
This is a messenger RNA of Heterocephalus glaber (naked mole-rat), 1735 nucleotides long. RefSeq names its product polynucleotide kinase 3'-phosphatase (gene Pnkp). Lineage: Eukaryota; Metazoa; Chordata; Mammalia; Rodentia; Bathyergidae. Gene Ontology annotation, cellular component: nucleus. The record is from RefSeq and is a predicted model, not a curated record. Gene Ontology annotation, molecular function: protein binding; double-stranded DNA binding; ATP-dependent polydeoxyribonucleotide 5'-hydroxyl-kinase activity. Gene Ontology annotation, biological process: DNA repair.